Parnassius mnemosyne (clouded apollo) is the source of this 612-nucleotide messenger RNA. NCBI's taxonomy places the organism in Eukaryota, Metazoa, Arthropoda, Insecta, Lepidoptera, Papilionidae. The record is from the annotation of a GenBank genome assembly.
AUGGCUCCGCCACCUGCGGUGCCGGAAGCGGACCACCAGGACGACGACGACGGCAUCCCGGAAGGGACCGGGGUAGACCUGAGAGUGGCGGUACGUAGGCUCAAGGCCAGGAAUACCGCCCCAGGACCCGAUGGCUUGCCUGGCAAAGCCUGGGUCCUGGCCUCGGAGGCUCUCGGGCCCCGACUGGAGGGGCUCCUAAGCGCAUGCUUGGAGAGAGGCCAAUUCCCGCUUCGUUGGAAGACGGGGAAGCUGGUCCUCAUUCGGAAGCCGGGGCGCCCUGCGGACUCUCCGUCCGCAUACCGGCCCGUGGUGCUGCUCGACGAGGUGGGCAAGCUCUUUGAAAGAGUCAUUGCAAACCGCCUCGCCGAGCACCUUGCGGGGACGGGGCCGGAUCUUGCGGAACACCAGUUUGGUUUCCGCAAGAGGCGCUCUACGGUGGACGCCAUCAUGCGCGUGAGAGCCCUCACGACGGGGGAUGCAGUGGCCAGGGGGGGGGGGGGGUUGUUUUGGCGGUGUCUCUCGACAUCGCCAACGCCUUCAACUCCAUGCCCUGGAGCUGCAUUAGGGAGGCACUCCGGUAUCACCGGGUGCCGACCUAUCUCCGUCGUAUAG